This is a messenger RNA of Raphanus sativus (radish), 2022 nucleotides long. Its product is annotated as GTPase LSG1-2. The transcript has 7 exons. Gene Ontology annotation, molecular function: GTP binding; GTPase activity. Lineage: Eukaryota; Viridiplantae; Streptophyta; Magnoliopsida; Brassicales; Brassicaceae. Gene Ontology annotation, cellular component: cytosol. Bases 148 to 1863 code for a protein of 571 amino acids. The record is from RefSeq and is a predicted model, not a curated record.
GCCCCAAUGUGGUCGGCGGCUGACGUUUUCUUAACCUAAGGAAAAGCUCAACUCUUUCAACAUUAACAACAAAACCGCCUUCAGAGUCACAUCGUCUCAAAAGGGUUUUAGACUUUUAGGGUUUUACAGAGAAAGAGAGAGAGAGAGAUGGGGAAGAGCGAGAAGACGACGCUGGGGAGAUCCCUGGUGAAGCACCACAACCACAUGAUUCAGGAAUCGAAAGACAAAGGCAAGUACUACAAGAAUCUCCAGAAGAAGGUUCUCGAAUCCGUCACCGAGGUCAGCGACAUCGACGCCAUCAUCGAGCAGGCCGAGGAGGCCGAGCGUCUUUUCGCUAUUAACCACAGCAACACCACUCCUCUGCCUAUCAACGUAGACACGCAGUCUAGCUCAAGUACUAUAGCAGCUGAAGAGUGGAGGGAGCAACAGAAGAUAGAGGAGGCUUUACAUGCUAGUAGUCUUCAAGUUCCUCGAAGACCUCCUUGGACACCUGAAAUGUCAGUGGAAGAACUUGAUGCUAAUGAAAAACAAGCUUUUCUCAAUUGGCGUCGGAUGCUUGUCAGGUUGGAGGAAAACGAAAAGCUUGUGCUGACACCAUUCGAAAAGAACCUGGAUAUCUGGAGACAGCUUUGGCGUGUUCUUGAACGAAGUGAUUUGAUUGUUAUGGUAGUUGAUGCUAGAGAUCCACUGUUUUACCGUUGCCCUGAUCUUGAGGCAUAUGCUCGAGAAAUUGAUGAGCAUAAGAAACUGAUGCUUCUAGUUAACAAGGCGGAUCUUUUACCUCCUCAUGUCAGGGAGAAAUGGGCAGAAUAUUUCCGCAGCAACGACAUUCUCUUCGUGUUCUGGUCAGCUAUAGCUGCUACAGCUGUCCUAGAAGGCAAAGUCUUGAAAGAGCAAUGGAGAAAACCCGACAACUUUCAUAAGACAGACGAUCCAGACGUUGUGAUAUACGGUAGGGACGAGCUGUUGUGCCGUUUACAGUCCGAGGCUCAGGAGAUUGUCAGAGCGAGGAACUCCAGAGCAGCUGUUGAGUCUCAACGUGAGAAUGCUGUCGUUGGAUUUGUAGGUUACCCUAACGUGGGGAAGAGUUCUACCAUCAACGCAUUGGUUGGUCAGAAACGAACAGGUGUCACCUCUACCCCGGGAAAAACAAAGCACUUCCAGACUUUGAUCAUCUCCGAUGAGCUCAUGCUGUGUGACUGUCCCGGUUUAGUCUUCCCUUCCUUCUCGAGCUCGAGAUACGAAAUGAUCACUUGCGGUGUGCUUCCUAUCGACAGGAUGACAGAGCACCGCGAAGCUAUUCAGGUGGUUGCUGACAAGGUCCCUCGCCACGUCAUCGAGAGUGUCUACAACAUUACUCUCCCCAAACCCAAAACAUAUGAGCGUCAGUCACGUCCUCCUCUUGCUGCUGAGCUUCUGAGAGCUUACUGUGCUUCUCGUGGCUACGUGGCCUCUAGUGGACUACCUGAUGAAACCAAAGCAGCGAGGCAGAUUCUAAAAGAUUACAUUGGAGGUAAGCUGCCGCAUUUUGCAAUGCCGCCUGGGAUGACCGAAGAGGACAACACUGGUCCAGAAACGGGUUCAGAUUCUGAAGAAGGUUCAGAUGAUGAGGAAGAAAGCGAGCAAGUUCCUGGUAUUGAUGACGUGCUGGAGGAUCUGAGCUCGUUUGAUCUGGCGAAUGGGCUUGCGUCUACUAAGAAAGUGAGAGUGAAGAAGGAAACUGCGUCACAUAAACAGCACAAGAAGCCGCAGAGGAAGAAGGAUAGGAACUGGAGGGUUAAAAACACAGAGGAUGGAGAUGGGAUGCCUGUGGUUAGAGUUUUCCAGAAACCUGCUAACACAGGGCCUCUCACAAUGCGUUGAUCUCACCAUAUUGUAUAACAUCGAAAGUUUGUGAUAUACAAGAUGGUGUGUAUUGUCAAAAGAAGAUACUUCAAAGUUUUUUUUUCGUUUUAUUUAUAGUGUGAUAACAGUUGAACCUGUUGUAGGUUUUCGAAUCUAUUGAUGUUUUUGUUUCCAACU